Molecule: messenger RNA, 2114 nt
Organism: Cicer arietinum (chickpea)
Lineage: Eukaryota; Viridiplantae; Streptophyta; Magnoliopsida; Fabales; Fabaceae
Source: RefSeq, a predicted model, not a curated record
CACAUUCCUAUACCCUUUUAUUCCACCAAAAUUUAAAACAACAAUCCCUCCCCAAAAACUGCAACAACAAAAAAAAACUCACACUCACACCCUCCGUAGAUUAAUAAAAAGGUGAGAGCGUGAGACAACAAGCUACGUUGUCCCAACCGUGUUGUUAACACGGAGGGACAACAAUAAUCUCAUAAUAAAAUACACACUACAUCACAACCUUAAAAAUUCCAAAAUUACCAUCGACCUGGGUCACAAAUUCAAGAAAUGGAAGUUCAACGAAUGAGGGCAUUAAUGACACUUUGGUCUUCUUUGCAAAUUAACCGCGUCGCUCUUGUGGGUGGAAACCACACCGCCUCUAGAUUUUGCACUCGCUAGAACUUUCCCUUUUCUCAAUUCUCUCCCUCAAUUACCUCUCUUUUUCUUCUCUACCUACAUAUAACACACUUCACCAAAAUUCUCUCAAAAACUAUUUCCCUUUUUGUCAAUUGAUUUAAUAAUCUAACUAUAUAAUAUCUCUCAAUAUGACGAUAGACCUUAAUAUUGAUGAUACCUUAGCAAAACGCUAUUGCAAUAAUAAAAGCAAUAAGCCACUUACUUUAUACUCAGAAGCCCGUUAUCUCAUCAUUAGGCUUCCAAAUUCAAGAUUCACUAACACAUGUUAUCGCUUACUUCUUUUGAUUUUGGCUUUAGUUUCUUUCCAAUUCAUAAUAAGAUCAUUCUUAAUCAAUGCCCAAAGAAUCUCUUCUUCAGAUGAUUCAAUCAAUGCAAAUUCUAUUUACACAGAACAACGAGUAUUAUCCAUUCUAUUCCGUGACUUAACAAACGAAGGUCUCCUCAAGCAAACACAACACAAAGCGGUUUUUCUCACAAACGACGCGUCGUUCAAAGUUAUAACCGAUUACAACGACGAAAUGGAAGUUGUUCCAUUAAACGACAUUGAGAAACAAAAUUCUCAAAACGACAACACUGUUGAUUUUAUUUUCACGUCUAAUUUCCCUUCUGCUUCUAGAUUCAUCGAGAGGGUUCUAAAACCUGAAGGCAUUGUAACGGUUUUAAUAAACGACAACAAUCCAACGACGUCGUUUUACAAACCCGAAAAUUACAAAAUCGUUUACAUGAGACGGUUCGAUUCUAUCGCGGUGGCAAUGAAGAAAACCGCAAACUCCGUCGUAACCACCGUUGAUAAGAAACUAAACAUCGCUGCGCCGAGAAAACUCUUCAGUUACGCAUCAGAAGCAAAGAAAAAUGCAUUAAAGAAUCUGGAAGACGUUCUGUUAGAGCCACCAAGAGCUGCAUCAGGGAAAUCAAGAAUUUAUCUGAAGCGAACAAAGUAUCUUCCAGAUUUAAUGGGAGAUUCACUGGAAAGCUAUUCUCGCCGUGUUUUCAUAGACGUAGCAUUACCGGAGAAAGAAGGAGAAAGCGGAACGGAAUGGUUUGUGAAGAAUUAUCCGACGAGGAACAAGAAAUUCGAGAUGUAUAAGAUAGAGACGGUGAUGGAGGAAUCUUCGGGGAGGGAAAAUGGAAUCUCGGAUUGGUUGAAUAAGAAUGUGAAAGAUGAAGAGUAUGUUGUGAUGAAAGCUGAAGCUGAAGUUGUUGAAGAAAUGAUGAGAAGUAAUUCAAUUGGAUUAGUGGAUGAACUUUUCUUGGAAUGCAAGCCACGUGGUCAAAUGGAGAAUAAAAAUCGUAGGGCUUAUUGGGAGUGUUUGGCUUUGUAUGGUAAGUUAAGAGAUGAAGGUGUUGCAGUUCACCAAUGGUGGGGUUAGGAAUUAAUAUUCAAUUCAAAAUAUUGGUGUCACUCUAAAUAAAUAUUUAAGUCCCAAGGAAAGUGUGUUACAAAAGAGAAGUGGUGUGUGUAGGUUAAUUAAGAGAAAGUGUUUGGGAGGCAUGAGAGGGCCGAUAGUGGAUUGGUCUUGGUAAAAAAAAACAAGCUUUCAAUUUGUGUGUUUUUUUAUUUAUUUAUAAUUUCCUGGGUUGUUGUAAUUCUGCAUUUUAUAAUUAUUAUUAUCGGUUUGUUUAUGUAAAGUUAUGUGAUGUGUAGUGUGUGGUUGUUUGCGAAGGGAUUAUGAAAAGGAAUGAGUUAAAUGAAUAUUAGGAUGCAUUCAAAUAGAGGUGUUGUUAUGAUA